Molecule: messenger RNA, 2536 nt
Organism: Oncorhynchus gorbuscha (pink salmon)
Lineage: Eukaryota; Metazoa; Chordata; Actinopteri; Salmoniformes; Salmonidae
Product: B-cell lymphoma 6 protein-like
Exons: 8
Coding region: 60-2012 (650 amino acids)
Biological process (GO): regulation of transcription by RNA polymerase II
Cellular component (GO): nucleus
Molecular function (GO): DNA-binding transcription factor activity, RNA polymerase II-specific; RNA polymerase II cis-regulatory region sequence-specific DNA binding; protein binding
Source: RefSeq, a predicted model, not a curated record
GAUUCUCAGAACUGGUGAUGCACGAAGUUUCCAGGAAAGUUUUAUAAGAUUCUAACAUCAUGGCCUCAUUGGCAGAUGGCUGCAUUCAAUUCACCCGCCAUGCUGGUGAUGUUCUGCUCAACUUCAACCGCCUCCGCAGCAGAAAUAUCCUGACGGAUGUCACAAUCCAGAUUGACGGUCAGCGCUUCUGCGCUCACAGGGCAGUCCUCGUGGCCUGCAGUGGGCUCUUUUACUCCAUAUUCACCGACCCCCUGAAGAGUAACCUGAGUGCCAUCAGCCUGGACCCCACGGUGGACCCUGAUGGUUUUGCCAUCCUGCUGGACUUCAUGUACACCUCCACCCUGACCCUGAAGGACAGCCUGGUUUUGGUUACCAUGAACACUGCGUCAUACCUCCAGAUGGAACAUGUGGUGGACACCUGCCGCAGGUUCAUCAAGUCCAGAGAGCAGUCUGUGACUCUGCAGAGAGAUGAGGUACUGACUAGCCCGAUGCGUCUCUCUCAGGACCUCUCUGCUUUCAGGGCUCUGGAUGGGUUGGCGACCAGCCCCAGCCACACAUCCAUGUCUCCCCUCAGAGACCGGAGGAGCUACUGCCCCAGUGUAUUCACUGGUAUCAAUGCCUCGGGUAGCUCCCACCACGUCCACGGAAAACACAUCCCAAUGCCCAUCGGAAAGCUGCCAGACACCCUCAAUUUCAGUGACCUCCACAAAGGGGAUUCCAUCUCUCAGAAGCUCUUCUCUCCCGCGAAUCGCACAGAGGCCACCACCAUCGUCCACCACCCUCUUUCAUCCCAGUCCUCAUCCUCCUCCGUUACGAUCCUCCGCCCCCUCCCCUGCUCCAGCCGCCGGUCGGGGCCCUUUAUGGGGCUCCAGGGACCUAAACACAGAGGGGCCUCCCCCAUGGAGGAGGACAGCAUCCAGCCCCCCCAGCCAGACUCCCUCAGCCUGUCCCCAGGCUGCAGCAAAGGUGUGAUCUGCAGCCCGCAGAGCCCCCUCCGCUCUGACUGCCAGCCCAACUCCCCCACCGAGUCCAGCGGCUGCAGCAGGAAUGCGACCCAGCCCUCUGGCUGCUCCCAGGAGCCCAAGGCCCGCAACUGGAAGAAGUACAAGUUCAUCGUGAUGAACCAGACCUCCAGGGAGAAGGACGAUGAUGAGGCCCAGGGAGGGAGCGCUGAGGCUGGGGACUGCACCACUCCUCAGGGCUCUAACAGGACUAGUGGAUCAGAGGGACCGAUGAAGGAGCUGCAGGCUGCAGAGAUGGUCAAUGUGCACGGAGAAGAGAUCCUUGUCCCACAGGCCAGCCAUCACAACAUUAACCAACUGAGAUGCUCCUCCUGUGGUACAGAUGCCCCUCAGCACCUGAUGGUGUGUCCCCGCUCCCCUGGCACCUACAGCGGGGAGGACAAUGAGCUGCACUCUGAGUACUCCGACUCAAGCGGUGAGAAUGGUUGCAACUUCUGCAACUCAAAGUUUGCGGAAGCGGACUCCCUGAAAGGCCACAUGCUCCAGGCCCAUGCUGACAAGCCAUACAAGUGUGACCGGUGCCAGGCUGCCUUCCGUUACAAAGGGAACCUCGCCAGCCACAAGACUGUCCACACCGGCGAGAAACCGUACCGCUGUAACAUCUGCGGUGCUCAGUUCAACCGGCCGGCCAACCUCAAGACCCACACCCGAAUCCACUCAGGAGAAAAGCCAUACAAGUGUGAAACAUGUGGCUCUCGCUUCAUACAGGUCGCGCACCUCCGCGCCCACGUGCUGAUACAUACGGGGGAGAAGCCGUAUCCCUGUGAGAUCUGUGGGACACACUUCCGCCAUCUUCAGACCCUCAAGAGCCACUUGCGCAUCCACACAGGAGAAAAGCCCUACCAUUGCGAAAAAUGUGACCUCCACUUUCGCCACAAGAGCCAGUUGAGGCUGCAUCUCCGGCAGAAGCACGGCGCGGUCACCAACACCAAGGCUCAGUACCGCCGGGCGAACACGGACAUGCUCGUUGGCUUGGCCAAGGCCUGCUAAAUGGACACUGGGAAGAUGGAGUUUGAUUGGCAAACAACCGUCUUACGGUUGUAGUAACACAUCAUAGCGUCUCUGUACGUCUCUGUACGUCUCUGUACGUCUCUGUACGUCUCUGUACGUCUCUGUACGUCUCUGUACGUCUUAGUACCACACUGUCAGAGAUUGUUGUGUUUGUUGGCAAAUGGCAGAUGGCUUCCCUCCAAAUGUGAACAUAGAACCAUAUUGUAUAAUUCAUAGACAUUCUACAUUAUGUUUGUAUAGAAGUCCGGUACGUACUGAUGGAAUGUACAUUUAGAAAAUUAUAGUUUUGGAAUAUGAAUUCUUAUAUCGUGUACUACUUUUUUGCUGAAUGUUUUCAAUUGAAGGACAGUGUUCUUUUAGAAGACACUCACAACUGUUAGAGAAUGAGAAACACUGUUACAUGGGGUACAAUUAUAUUAUAGAUAAAGUAUAUUGGGGCAUGUUCAGCUGAAGAUAAGCUAAUUUAUUAUCCAGUUCUUUGUAGUUUCUUAUAUCUUGUAUAU